UCAAUCAUUACAAUAAAUCAGUUGAGUUUACUAAGAGGCUAAGUAACGAUUAUUGCAAUGAUUUCUCAAUUGUCACAUAUGAUGACUCUUGCAAACAGCAUCAUUGGAGUAAGUGUGUUGGCAAUGCCAUAUUGUUUCAAGCAAUGUGGCAUUGUUCUAGCUACUUUGGUCUUAAUAUUGAGCAGCAUUUUAUCUCGACUUGCUUGUCACUUUCUCAUCAAGUCAGCUGUUAUGUCAAGACGACGGAAUUUUGAACUUCUUGCUUUCCAUGCAUUUGGCCAUAUGGGCAAAUUCUUGGUGGAACUGUUUAUCAUCGGUUUUCUUGUGGGAACGUGUAUUGCUUUCUUUGUUGUUAUGGGUGAUUUAGGACCACAAAUUGUGGGAAAAGUGAUAGAUAAAAAUCCAGAAGACAUCAGGACCAGUUUACUCAUAGCAACAAGUGUUUUCAUUGUUUUACCUUUAGGAUUACUUAGAAAUAUUGACAGUUUAUCUAGUCUUUGUACUGCUACUAUUAUCUUUUACCUUUGUCUUGUGUUGAAGAUUGUAACAGAAUCUAUGCAGCACAUUUUUGCUGGAGAUUGGUAUGAAUAUGUAUAUUAUUGGAGACCAUCUGGUAUACUUCAAUGCAUACCUAUUUUUUCUAUGGCUUUAUUUUGCCAAACUCAAUUAUUUGAAAUUUAUGAAACCAUUCCAAAUGUGUCUUUAGAAAAAAUGAAUGAAGUUGUACAAGGUGCACUAAAUAUAUGCACUAUUGUAUAUUUAUGUGUUGGUUUCUUUGGCUACAUAGCAUUUUGCACACAACCAUUUACAGGCAACAUAUUAAUGAGCUUUGAGGCUAGUUUGUCAUCUGAAAUGAUCAAGAUGGGAUUCGUGUUUUCCAUUGCAUUCAGUUUUCCUCUAGUCAUUUUUCCAUGCCGUGCAAGUUUAAACUCUCUCUUAUUUCGCAGGGUAUAUGCUCAUGAACCUUCUGUAAAUUAUUUACCAGAAACAAGGUUUAGAUGCCUUACUAUUAUAAUUGUGACUGUUUCUCUGGUUACUGGCAUUUUAAUACCAAGCAUUGAAUUUGUUCUUGGUUUAGUGGGAUCUACUAUUGGAGUUAUGAUAUGCUUGAUAUUUCCAGCAAUAUUUUUCAUAUCAAUUAGCAGCAAACAUACUAAUGAAAGAUUAUUAGCACAAGUAAUUUUAUUCAUUGGUAUCUGCAUCAUGAUUCUGAGUACAUAUGCCAACUUGUAUGCAUUAGAAGAAUCUACUAAUACAAAGACAUUAAUAUCAACAAACAAACCUAUACAAAUUAACAGUUUACCACUAAACUUGAACAAAGAUGAUAUUAAUGCAAUGGCAAAUGUUCCUAAUAAUCCUGAAAUUCUUCCAAAUGUUAAGGCGCAAAUGGGUCAAGUGUCAGAUUUGGGUGAUUUGGACAAAUCUUUAAACCCAAAAGCAAAUGAUAUGCGACAAGAACCACCGAUACCAGUCGAACGCAUAAUUGUUACAGAAAAGCCAAUAGUGGAAACACAAAAGUCUGUUGAUAAUAUACUAGCCACUUUUGCUCCAGUAAUAAAAAAAAUAGUAGAAGAAAUAAAAACCAUGGAUGAAAGUUUUCAUGAGCAAUCAAAUAUUUUAAUAAAAAAUGAUCUUAUAACGACGGCAGAAACUGUCACAGCAAAGGGGGAAGAGAAUAAUCCUCUAGGUGUGAAAGAGAAUUUUAUAGAUACACAAAAAAAUGAUAAUUUUAUACAUUCUGAUGCAAUUAAAAAAGAAGAAUCUGAAUUAGCUGCUGAUGCAGAGGUUGCUAAUAUACUAACAGUAGAAAGACAUGAAAAACUUAGAAAGACUUUAGAGAAACAUAAACAAGAACAACUGCAAAUGAUGGAGGAACAAAAAGAAAUAUUGAAAGAUUUAAAGGAACAAAAAGAAGAAAUUGAAAGGCAAAAGCAAAAGAUCGUGAAAGAUACACAAGAACUUAAAGAAAAUGAAGAGAAACAAAAAGUUCUUAAUGACAAAUCUGUCGCACAAGUAAAUGAUAAUUUCACAAACUUGGAUAGUAAUAGCGAAAAGGAAUAUUUAAAGAAACGUAAAGAAAGUAAGAGUGAUAAAGCUGUUAAUUCCGUUCCUUCUAAUAAUGAAAAUAUAAAUAAGGAACAAAAUAUUCAAAUGGAUACUAAUAGAAGUUCUUUUUCUACCAAAGAUGUAAACGAUAAAAUGCUAUCCGAUAAUAAAAUAAAUGAUGAACGAAGUAAGGAAAUAGAGAUCAGAUCGAAUAAUUCGAAGGUGUUAAUCAAAGGUCCGAUUUUGAAUGCAUUGACAAAACGAGUAUCACAGAAAUCUAUUUCUGUUAAUGAAAAUGAUGAAACCAUACAUGAAAAUAAAGAUAAUUCUAACAACUUACAAGAAAAGUCAAAUUUGAAGGUUGAAAAAGUACAACAUGAAUAUUUUCUACCAAUUGCAUUAAAAAUGCGAAAUCAAACAAAUAUGGAGAAUACUUUUAUGCCAAUCGUAAAUAAAUCCGAGGAAAACGUUCAAGCAAUUCGUAGAGAUAUUUUGGAAAAUCAUGAACGUGAAAAACGAGAAAUUAAUAUGAAAACAGAAAAAAUCAGUGACAAACUUACAAGUGAUAUUUUGGACGAAAAAGCUGAAUAUCUAAUAAAAAAUUUCACCGUUAAAGAUAAUCACGAGAAAUGUUCCAAACAAAACGAACAUAUGGAGGAAAAUUUGGCAAAUAAGUUAAAUCAAGAAACAUUAAGCGAAAACUUAUCUAAAAGUGGUACAACUGAAGCAUCAUUGAUCAAAGCCAAUUUAUAUUUGUCAGAACAUGGAUUUGCAAAUGCAGUUUCAAUGGAUCCAAAUAUGCCUAUAAGGGGAGAAUAUGUUAAAUUGAAACAGAGGGAUUUAAAAUCUAUGGAUACCAGUGAAGAUUAUAAUGUUUAGACUUUUGGAGACCUGAUUAGAUGUUAUUCGUAUGCAAUAUUAAUUAUCUGAAUGGAUCUAUUUUCAUAAGCCUUUAUUGAACACAUUGAAAGCAG
Molecule: messenger RNA, 3020 nt
Organism: Habropoda laboriosa
Lineage: Eukaryota; Metazoa; Arthropoda; Insecta; Hymenoptera; Apidae
Product: putative sodium-coupled neutral amino acid transporter 10
Exons: 7
Coding region: 58-2925 (955 amino acids)
Biological process (GO): amino acid transmembrane transport
Molecular function (GO): amino acid transmembrane transporter activity
Source: RefSeq, a predicted model, not a curated record